Molecule: messenger RNA, 3820 nt
Organism: Sceloporus undulatus (fence lizard)
Lineage: Eukaryota; Metazoa; Chordata; Lepidosauria; Squamata; Phrynosomatidae
Gene: FAM171A1
Product: family with sequence similarity 171 member A1
Exons: 8
Coding region: 387-2699 (770 amino acids)
Biological process (GO): regulation of cell shape; stress fiber assembly
Cellular component (GO): plasma membrane
Source: RefSeq, a predicted model, not a curated record
CGCUGGGCCGGGGGCGAUGAGGCGGGCGGCGGCGGCUGCUGCUCUGCCUCCGGGGCUGCAACGUCUGGAAGGCGGUCACCAAAACCUUAGCAGCCGCGGCGGCUCAAGAAGUCACUCUGAAGGUCCAUGUCAGUGAUGCCAGCACACAUCAGCCAGUCACCGAAGCCUUUAUUGAGAUUUUUACCAACCAGAUCCCCAUUGCUUCUGGAACCUCAGGGGCAGAUGGCACUGCCUUCAUCAAGUUUCAGUAUAAGCUGGGCAGUCAACUGAUCGUUACUGCCACUAAGCAUGCUUAUGUGCCAAAUUCUGCACCAUGGAAACCUAUAAGAUUGCCUGUGUUUUCUUCUCUGAGCCUUGGCCUUCUUCCUGAACGUUCAGCUACUCUAAUGGUGUAUGAAGAUGUUGUACAAAUAGUCUCAGGAUUUCAAGGUGCACGGAUUCAACCCAAAGUUCAUUUUCAAAGGAGAGCCCUGAAACUGCCAGAGAACACCAGCUUUAGUGACCUCACAGCAUUUCUUACUUCAGCUAGUUCACUGUGGGAGGUGGAUAGUUUCCCUUAUUUGCAAGGAUAUGAUGGCAAUGGAACUGGAAAUAACACUAGGUAUGAUCUUACUCCUGUCACUGCAGUUAGUGUUCACUUACUCAGAAGCGAUGGGAGUCCAGUGCCAGUGAAUGGGCCCAUCUAUGUCACAGUGCCUCUCCCAACAACCAGCAACUUGAAGCAUAGUACUCAUGUGCCUGCUUGGAGGUUUGACCAAAAGUUUGGGACAUGGCUGAAAAGCAGUUUAGGCAUCAUAGAACAAGAAGGAAGUGAGAUGACCUGGACAUACAUUGCACCACAGUUGGGAUACUGGGUUGCAGCCAUGUCUCCCACAAAGCCAGGUCCCAUUGUAGCCCCAGAUAUAACCACUUACCACACCGUGUUCCUUUUGGCAAUUCUAGGAGGAAUGGCUCUUAUCCUUCUUGUUUUGCUGUGCCUCCUUUUGUACUACUGCAGGAGAAAAUGCUUGAAACCACGUCAGCACCAUAAGAAACUUCAGCUUUCCACAGCUCUUAAUGGAACCAAGAAAGAUCAGUCAACCUCCAUGUCCCACCUCAACUUAAUAUUUUCACGACGAGAGUCAGAAUUUCCAGGAGGGCUCUCUAUUGCUAGCAAUAGACACGCAGAAUCCACAGGCCACAAGGAGUUGAUUGGAGCUGUCCACAUGGAGAAAGGCUGUUUGGGUGGAGAGGCAGAUAUGUGUACACCCAUGCUUAAGCAUGCAUACAGCACCUCACAGGAGUUUAGUUCCCGGGAAGAAUUGCUUUCCCAUAAGGAGAAGGACCAAAGCCGGAUGUCUUUAGAGAACAUGGCCUCUAGUGACACUUUGCGAAAAGACUACCUGAAAUCAGUGGAUACGUUCCCUAUAAAUCCAAGGAAAUCUGUGGAAACAUCUGAAGGAUAUGGCUCCCCCGAUAAGGAAGAUCAAAGGAGAAGUUACAAUGCAAUGUUAACUCGGCCUUUAUUUGAAAAGCCGGAGCAAGCAUCUAUGAACCAUAUUUCUACAGGAAGUAAAUAUAAUAUUCAAGAACAACUGUACCCCAUCCCUUCAGCUCCUGAAACGGAACUGUUAGACUGCAGACCCUCUGAAUGUAUGAUGUCUCGCUCAGUCGACCAUCUUGAAAGACCCACUUCUUUUCCUCGGCCAGGUCAGCUGAUCUGCUGUAAUUCUGUUGAUCAGGUUAAUGACAGUGUUUACAGAAAAGUAUUGCCUACACUAGUUAUUCCAGGUCAUUACAUGAAGCUUCCUGGAGAACAUCCUUAUGUUAGCCAGCCUUUGGUUGUUCCCACUGACCAACAAAUUGAUAUUGAGAGACUCCAGGCUGAACUGUCAAGCCCACAUUCCCAGCUUUUUCCACAUUCCCAGCAACAGAUGCAGCCUCAGCAGCUGGCUGCUCAAGCAAUAUCUCAGCAACAUUUGCAAGAAGCUGGGGCAAGUGAAUGGAGCACCCAGAACGUUUCCAUGUCUGAAUCAGUAUCCAUUCCAGCCUCACUCAAUGAUGCCUCUUUGGCACAAAUGAAUAGCGAAGUGCAGCUUCUUACUGAGAAAGCUCUAAUGGAGUUAGGAGGAGGGAAGCCUUUACCUCAUCCUCGGGCAUGGUUUGUUUCUCUUGAUGGACGUUCAAAUGCUCAUGUUAGACAUUCAUACAUCGAUCUUCAAAGAGCUGGAAGGAAUGGCAGCAAUGAUGCCAGUUUGGAUUCUGGGGUUGACAUGAAUGAGCCAAAAUCUGCCCGAAAGGGAAGGGGAGAGCAUUUGUCUCUGCAGCAAACGCAUCCACAAGCGCAGGUACAUCCUCCAAAAGAGCAGAAAGUUCCGGAUAGCACAGCUUAUACACAGCUUGUGUAUUUGGAUGACAUGGACCAAAGUGGCAGUGAAUGUGGAACUGCAGUUUGCAGCCCAGAGGACAGCACUCUAAGGUGUCUGUUGGAUGGAGGAAGCAGAAGAACAGGUGGACAGUUACCCAGCCUUCAAGAAGAAACAUUAAAAAGAACUGUAGAAAGUUCACCAGAGCCUUUAACAAGUCCAGAACACACAAUGGCUGUCCAAGAUGAAGGUGAAGAUGAGGAAGAGGAUGAUGAGGAUGACCAAGGAGAAGAUAAAAAGAGUCCCUGGCAAAAACGAGAGGAAAGACCCCUCAUGACUUUCAACUUGAAGUGAACUACAAUGAAUUUUAUCUUCUUUCCUACCCACCCCUCCCAGUGGAAUAUAAAAUUGCCAAAUGUUUUUUCUGUGAAUGUCCUCAGUUUGUCAGUAGAUGAGGACAAAAAGAAAAGAAAAGUUGACAAUUGAACCACAGGGAGAACAACACAAAGUACACUCUAAGAAUUACUCAGUAACCAAUUACUUUGAAAAUCUAUAGGAGAGUGCAAGAGAAGAGUGUGACUAUAAUUCCAUUUACUUGACAUCAGCCAUCAAAGACAUUUGGACAUAUGGGCAUGCAGUAUGGCAGAUUAUGACCUCAGAUGUCCCUGGAAAGGGAUCUUUGUGAAGCAUUGUUAAAUUUUCUUAAUUGUAUCAUGAUGAUGCUACUGAAGAGGUAUCUUUACUUAAAGUUUGAUACUUGACGUCUACAGAUAUGCAUUAUCUCAAAGAAAGGCUAUGCAUUGCUGCUUUUUAGUAAUCUUAUUUGUUUGUUUAAACUACGCUUUUCUUACUUAUUUACAAGGUAGUUGUAAAACAUUGUAUGUCUCUUUCUUGUAAUCUGCUCGGCAAUUGAGUUUUAUCUACAUGAAGCCUGAGUAGCAUUUCUUGGUAUUUGAAGAGCCUUUUUAUGAAACCAAACUGAGUUUUAAAUCAGCUGCGAUUCCUCCAAUUCUGGCCUCCCCCAACUCCAAGUGCCUUUUUUACAGGAACAGUGAACAGCCCCUUCUUUUUGCUGGCGCCUUGAAUAUUCAGAUUUUUUUUUAAAAAAAAAUCUGACCUUCUCUAUCUGCAUGCCAUCAAGUGUCUGUGCUGAAUGAUUCCUCAUUUCACUACAGUUUAUUCUCUCGUUAUGGUGUGUACUGUGGCUUCUGUUUUGCAAAGAUAGACUAGAGGACAUCAUUGGAAAAACCCAAAGUAGCCAAGAAGAUAGUUUUACCGACUGUAUAUAUGAUGUAUAUAGGCUCGAGUGACAUGGACUAUGGACCAAGCAAGUGGACUGAAUGUGUUUUAGAAAUGUCGGGCAAAGUUAUUACGUACUAUCCAAAAGUGCCAGAUACACUUCUGUGCUUUCUCUACAUAAAGCUGCUUGGUUAUCCAAAAAUUAUAAUUGAAAAAUAAAAGUUUAUAAAAAGUGA